Molecule: messenger RNA, 2316 nt
Organism: Aplysia californica (California sea hare)
Lineage: Eukaryota; Metazoa; Mollusca; Gastropoda; Aplysiida; Aplysiidae
Exons: 7
Coding region: 204-764 (186 amino acids)
Source: RefSeq, a predicted model, not a curated record
UAGUAUCGAUACCUGCCCAUCACUACUGGGUAGCAGCAGUAGCAGUAGCAGCAGACAAAAACAAGGAUCAAGGACCGGAGCCACCGGAGAAUGACCAACAAGUUGACAACCCUAGAUCAAGGCAAAGGCGUCUAAAGGCAAGGCCUAAGCUGUCUGUAAUAGAUAUGCUAUAGCUGACAGGCCAUCCCACAAGGAAUGGAAGAAUGUCAGAGAACACAGGGGAAAGCAAUGCUGAUGUAGGUCAGCCAAGCACUUCCUCAGCUAGCAGUAGCACAUCGUCCCCUGUGAGCGGGGCUGGGCUGGCCGUGGUGACACCUGGGGGUGGAGCUGGAGUGAGUUCUGCAGAAGGACAGAGCAACACUACCCCAGCGGCUGGCGAUGGAGCGUCGGCCAGUCCAGUGUCUACACAACCCCCCGAGCGUGCUUAUGGACCAGCGAGUUUUUCAACAAAGGGCAAGACAGAGGACGAAUAUUUUAGGGUUUUAUACAACUAUAAGGCUCUGCCAGGGGAUGUUAUCACUGUUGAAAAGGUCUAUACAGAGGAUCGCAGCAAAUUCUUCAUUCAGUUUCUAGUGAUGAGGGAGACAGAAGACCACAUCCUUGAAAGGUCUGAAGCCAUCCCCAUUAAGGAAGAUGACAUGAUCACAAUAGUUGAUCCACAGAGAGUAAGACAGAAAAUAAGAGGUAAAUAUCGGAUCAAGCUGAAGAAGAAUGACCGAAAUCUGGAUUUGAAAAAGUACUACCAGCAGAAGAGACACGGAUGAGGUGAGGAGUACCCUAUCAUUUUGAAGGCGGGUUUCUGAUCUGACCUUGCCUGUCUGGGCCAACCUGGGCUGAGAGGAACAUGAACCUUCCAGCUGAAAGAUUGAGGUCUCUAUACUUGAUAAUAUUUUUCUCCCCACUUGGUAAUCGAACUUGGUUCUCCUGCAUGUGGCAGUUAAGCACCUAACUACUACACCACUGCCGUUGAAUGAGACUCUGAAAGCGCACAGACUUUGCUGUUGAGCACCGGUAUACGCCCUAUGCAAAUGCUAUUUAGUAUUAUUUUUAUGUAACUUCGUUUUCAAUCACCUCACUUUUUAUUUUGUUUCUUUUUCCCCCUCUGAGGCUUGUUUCUGGUCACAGUGAUUUUCUUUUCCAAGGGGAGCAUAGCAACAUUUUCUUUACAUCCCCUUGGUACAGAAAAAGUUUUGGAAACAUGUCUGGAAUUCAUGACUUCAUUUUGGAAGUUUGGAGAAAAAAAUCCUUUAGCAAUUUUGCUCAAUGUUUGUGUUCUAUACUGUAACUUAUUUAAAGAAAACUGAUAGUGUUUAUGUGAUCCUACCAUCCCCUAUCAGUAUGCUUGUGUUUUUUUAGUGCCUUCUAUGUAAUCGCAUCUUAAACUACUGGUGUUUUCCAAGAAGCUGAGAUUACUUUUGAAUUUUGUUUUAUUCGUCUUUUUUUAAGAUGUAGGUAUUUUUAAGCCCCCAUCGACAAAAUUUAGAUAAUUUAGAAGGUGGACUUCAAACCUGCUGGUCAGGGCUGACCCAGCUGAAUGGGAUAUAACAUUUCAGCAGAAAGACUGAGAUAUUCAAAGAAAAUUAUGCCCUUGGGAAUCGAACUUGGGUCUCCUACGUUCAAAAGCUAAAUGCCUAAGUGCUACCCCACAGAUACCAGUAUAGGGUCUGGUGGUAAUAAAUUGUAAAGAGCAUAGAACCUACUUUCCUCUUUAGAUAUAAAUGCUCUAUUCAGAGAUACAAUCUAUUAUUUUUACUGUUACCUGUUUUUGUUUGAAGAGAAAAGAUAAUUUUUCCUUAGCCUAUAUACUAUAGACCUACUUACGAUGAUGGUCCACGGCUAGAAUUAGAAUGUGUGGGGUUGAUCUCCCCGCCCGUGGUAGAAGUGGGGACCAUGUGGGACUGGCGACAAGUUGAGCUUUUCAAAAUUCAUGAUGUGGCUUUAAAUGCAGGUUUGAUUGUUACCUAAGACUCUUUAAUGCCAUUUCUGUUUUGUUGGUAUUGUCAUCACAUAUCUAUCUGGUUCUGUUAUUGCCACAACAUAUUGUUGACCAGCUGUUUGGAUGAACUGAGCCUCAAAUUUUAAUUUUUUGUAUUGCAUUUUUUGUAAUCUGUGGUAUUGGUUUCAGUUUCAUGUGCUUGAGAAUCAUUUUAUAAAAAAUCCAAAUAUUGAAAAAGGAAAAGCCUGAAAAGUUACUGUUUUAAAAAGUUAAAGAGUAUUUUUUUUCUCUCUGCUGAAAACAAUUAGCUUCCUGGGCUAAGAUCCGUUUAAUAGCUUGCCGACAAUAACUCAUUUAAAAAAAAAAAAAAUAAAAAAAAA